GCACUAAAGCUCUGCAGCCUUACAUGGUGAAAUGUGAGACUGCUCUGACCUCAGACGACAAAGAGAGGAAGGUGCAGAAUGAGAAAAACAACUGGACUGACGCAGGAAAUAACGACCAGGCCAGAGAAAACAGACAAAGCCUCUGCUGCUUAGGAGAGAAGCAGAUUUCUUCUCUGCUGGCCCAGGAGGAUGUUGAUGAAGAUGGCUGCUGCCUCCACCACCUCUCUGCUCCUGCUCUGCUGCUUCGCCAUCUCCCGCACAGACUCCCAGGAUCCUUGCGACUACAAUGCUCUAAAAGGAAAGGACUUCAUUGUGCCUCUGUCUUUGAAACUGGAACCGUCUCACCGACUGAAAUGGAAGCACAACGAUAAUUUUAUCUUUGAUCAAAGACAAGGCAAAGUUUUAUUCAAAAGGAAGGAGGAUGACGUUUCAGAAAAUGGUUCCCUGAAGCUGACGAAUCUGAAUGAUCGCCACAAGGGGAUAUACACCCCGGAACUGUUUAAUCAAGAUGGAAAUGUAAUAGAGAAUCGGAAAAGUAUACGUUUAUGUAUAUUUGGACCUGCCCCGAAGCCCAAAGUGACCAAGGUUUGUUCCUCAGCAGAUGUCACAUUUACCUGCGGAGUACAAGCUGAGCUCGCCAAGGAUCUCAAAUUUGCAUGGCUUCAGAAUGACAAGGACUUAAAAGAGUAUACCAAGACUCUGAAACGAAACGCCGAACAGGUGGAAAAAGAUUCCUUCAGAUGCAAAGUUUUCAACCCCGCCAGCUCUGAGACCAGUGACGCUGUUACACAGGAGCCGUGCUAUAAGCGCAAGUCCAUUUUCCCAGAAAAACUAUUAGGAAUUAGUACCUGGAUUUAUGUGGGCGCCGGAGGAGGUAUUGUUCUGGUGCUGGUAAUCGUCGUUAUUAUUUGCUGCGUCCGCGCAAAAAGGAAAAAACGAAUGCUACUGAAGGAGGAGGGGGAGCUUCGUUUGCAGUGGACCAAUGAACAACAACAUCCGCAUCAUCAUCCACAUCAUCAUCAACAUCAACAUCAACAACAUCAACAUAAUCACCCUCCUGAACCACAUCAUCACCGGAGCCAGCAGCAGCCGGCCGGCCACACCGGUCCUCGCCAGCAUCGCUCCAAACAGCACCGCGAGCAGCACCAGCUCCCCCGAGUCCCCCCUGAGCCCAGCUCCCGACGACCCCCACAGGCCCCAAGAGCAGUGGAUCAAAUCGACGACGAGCAGCCUCCUCCUCUUCCUCAGCCGAGGAAGAAAGCUGCCAAAACACCGAGAGUGUGACACCGUGUGAGUGUUGGAGUUGAGGAACCCUCAUCGCUCCUCUUCUCUUCUUCUUCCUCUCCUUUCAGUUUCGUUCCCGGUGAGCUUACUCUCCCCCACGCUUCUCUAUUGAUGUUUUUGUUCAAACUCAGCCAGUAAGACAGCCGAUGGGAGGCACUUUACUCCCCCGUGGCUCGCCGUUAAACAUGACGACGUCAUCAGGAUGUGGCGAAAAACUACGAUCAAACUUAGUUUUGGUGAAGCGUAUGAUGACAUGACGGAAAAACUUGGCCUGGCCUAAUUUGGAAACCAUUGUUGUUUUUUUGAGUCAUCAUAAUACGAUAAUCUUACUUCAACUUUUACAUUGUCUUUUUUCCUCAAGAUAUCAUACCACUUUCUCAGUAUUACAUUUAUUAUUAUAUGUGAUAACUAAUGGUAACUGUAACCUUGAUUAAUCUUGUUAGGGAAACUAUUAUGUAUAAAAGAGGCCGUUAUUGUAAAAAUAAUGAGACAUAACAGUCACAAUCUCAAAAUAUUAUUUAGAGUCCUCUUUAAACGGGUUAUUGUUGUACUUUUCUAGUUUCUUAACCCUUGUGUUGUCCUUGGGUCAAAUUGACCCCUUUCACAGUGUUUUAUAUCGGAAAUAUGGAUUUCCUUCUACCAAAUUGCCCAAAAAUAACAUGGAUGAUUCCUUACAACAUUUUUCAGGUGACAUUAAUGAUUACUUUCAUUGAAUUUUUGAGGUGUUUUAAUAAUCUUAUAGCAUUUGAAUUCUUUUUUUUUUGUAAUGGUUUCAAAACAGUAUCCGGACUCAACUUUGACAUGUACCCAUCUGUGAUCCACUCAACAUCCUCUAAUCCAAAAUAAUUCACAAUGUCUGCCUUUUUAACAAAAAACGUAUGAAUAAUUGGAUAUAAAUGAGCUUUGUCGACCGUGAAUUCCAAGAAUACGUGUGAAAUCUAUCGUUCAACCAGCUCAGGUUUUUUUAUACCAUGAAAAAAGUGAUAAAGAAAUCAGAAAAAAUGGCAAAAACUUUGGAAAAGCACAAAAGAAAAAUUCAUUUUCAAUUUUGGCCUGGAAGGACAAGUUCAUGGGUAACGGGAAGACAACACAAGGGUUAACAUAGAAGUCCUCUUCUGAAUACUGUGUUACAUAACAUAAAAAGCAUCUUCUCAGAAGGCUGUAUGAAUAUCAGGAAAUCUUAACUUCGCUCUGACUGUAUUUACCCUGGAAAGGGACUCAAAAUUAACUAUGUGCCGCGGAAGAUCAUGAGAUUCCAAAAGAUUCCGGAAAAAGACGAUUUUCGGAUCUCUGAAAAAACCAAUCCUAUUUCCCUGAAUGUCAAACUAUUCCUUCAAGCAAACAAGAAGUUAUUUAUUUUGUGUCUCAUUUCAUAUGAACAGUUCUUUUGUUCCAGUUACUGUUUUAUUUUACUCCAUGAUUUUACUUUCUAUUUCUACACUUUUUAUGUACAUUUGUAUGCAAUUCUUUGUAAUUUCUAUUUUUGUAUUUUGUGUAAAAAAUGUCUUAAUGUCCGUGUGUACUGUAAAUCACACACAGACAGGUUCCAUUUUCUUCACAGGACAAACUAUGUUACAUGAAACAUCUUCUUUUUUUUUUUACAAACUUGCUCAUCCUGUAAUGUUGGCUUUAAAAAGCACAGGCAGCUUAACGGCAUCAUGGUAAUAAUGUGAAUAAACGUGUUUUCAUACAGUUCAUUUUUACAGAUCAUGCUUUUUUUAUGUAUCUAUAUAACCAACAGCAAAUUACUUUGUAUCCAUCCAAGUAUUAGAUUUUAAGGUAAAAAUGUCAUAUAAACUGUAUUCUAUGAGGUUUUUAAUGAAAUGGUGUAAAUUCUGA
Etheostoma spectabile (orangethroat darter) is the source of this 3123-nucleotide messenger RNA. RefSeq names its product CD2 molecule (gene cd2). NCBI's taxonomy places the organism in Eukaryota, Metazoa, Chordata, Actinopteri, Perciformes, Percidae. The record is from RefSeq and is a predicted model, not a curated record. The transcript has 9 exons. The coding region runs from base 190 to 1284 and encodes 364 amino acids. Gene Ontology annotation, cellular component: membrane.